ACUUACGAACUGUUGUUUUAAAAAUUGGAAUACAAGUUAACUUAAUCUAUAGGAGUUUAAUAGUCUCUUCUCAAUUCCCUGGACGCCAUUGGAAUCCCCCUUUUCAGGAUUAGCGGUGCUCGGGUCCGGGAGGAACAUGGCGGCGUCCGUGAGGACCUAGGCUUGGGAAGAGCUAGUUGUUUGGUGUGGUGCUACUGUCUUGCGGGAUAUUGACAGGCUGGAGCUUUCCGCGACUUCCCAAUUUAAGGAAGAGUGUACCGAUAGGUGGCCAGCUCUAGUUACCGGCGGUUUGCUCUCAUCCCCAUUAGGAGCGGAUUCCUGAGUACUGACCAGAAUGAGCAACAUUUACAUCCAGGAGCCUCCCACGAACGGGAAGGUUUUAUUGAAAACUACAGCUGGAGAUAUUGAUAUAGAGUUGUGGUCAAAAGAAGCUCCUAAAGCAUGCAGAAAUUUCAUCCAGCUUUGUUUGGAAGCAUAUUAUGACAACACCAUAUUUCAUAGAGUUGUGCCUGGCUUUAUAGUCCAAGGGGGAGAUCCUACUGGCACAGGGACUGGUGGAGAAUCUAUCUAUGGAGUCCCAUUCAAGGAUGAAUUCCACUCACGGUUGCGUUUUAAUCGUAGAGGACUGGUUGCCAUGGCAAAUGCUGGCCCUCACGAUAAUGGCAGCCAGUUUUUCUUUACCCUGGGUCGAGCUGAUGAACUUAACAAUAAGCACACCAUCUUUGGAAAGGUUACAGGGGAUACAGUAUAUAACAUGCUACGCCUGACAGAAGUAGACAUUGAUGAUGAAGAAAGACCACGAAAUCCACAUAAAAUAAGAAGUUGUGAGGUUUUAUUUAAUCCUUUUGAUGACAUCAUUCCAAGGGAAAUAAAAAAGCCGAAAAAAGAGAAACCAGAGGAGGAAGUAAAGAAAUUGAAACCCAAAGGCACAAAAAAUUUUAGUUUACUUUCAUUUGGAGAGGAAGCUGAGGAAGAAGAGGAGGAAGUGAAUCGAGUUAGUCAGAGCAUGAAGGGGAAAAGCAAAAGUAGUCAUGACUUGCUUAAGGAUGAUCCACAUCUCAGCUCUGUUCCAGCUGUUGAAAGUGAGAAAGGGGAUGCAGCAGAAGAUUCAGAUGAUGAUGGAGAAUAUGAAGGUGCAGAGCAUGAUGAAUAUGUUGAUGGUGAUGAGAAGAACCAGAUGAGAGAAAGAAUUGCAAAAAAGUUAAAAAAGGACACAAGUGAGAAUGUUAAGAGAGCUGGAGAGGGUGAAGUGGAGAAGAAACCAGUUAGCCGCAGGUGGAUUCUUUACCAGCUGAGCUACAAUUCUGCUUCCUCAUUUAGCAGAUAAAACUUUGAGAGGUUAAGUGACUAGAUCAAGAUCAUUUGUUAGGGACAACCUAAGCAGUUUCAGUGAGCCUGAAUGUCAAUUUGGCAUACUUUGUCAUGUGCUUCCCUCUGAAAGCUUCCAAACCACUCACCAGACUACUGCAACAUGUUAAAUUCUGGAAGCAGCUGGUAAGUUUCACAUUAUUUUUCCUCUACUCCCUAAAUAGUACACACGAGCAAAAGGCCAGGAAACCACCUAAGGAACUAGUCACAACUUCUACCAGUGGCAUCUGGUAUAUAAUAAAUUAUUCAGCCAUUGUGAAAGAAUGAGUGAAUAUUGGAUCUAUGAAUUAGGCAAGUGAUAAUCCCAGUGAUGGUGUGAAAUGAAAGUGUGAUUUUCAGUAUUCUGAUGUUUAAGAUAAAUUUGAUUACAAAAGAAUAAUUAAGCUGUUAAUAGGACUAAUAAAAUUACCUUUCUUGAUUUGGGUUUUCUAAAAACCUGACUCACCUGUACCUUUUAUGACUCAUAUGUUUCAUUCUUUUUUUGUUAGAUUAUUUGUUGGGUCCAGGAAAUUCAGUCAGUUUCCAGUUUUAGAAUUUAUUGGCUCAAUGUCAGGGUGCUCACUGAUUCAUAAAUGGAUCAUAUUUGUAAUUUUGUUUGUUUUUUUUAUUUAGAAUUGAAGAAAAUUUUCCUGUAGAAGCAGGCUAUAACUUGUAAUUGGUUUUUCUUAAUUUGGGAAAUUUAAUUUGGGAUCUCUUGGAAUGCCACUAGGGAAACAAAGAUGUUAAGGGAUAAAUAUGUAACUUUGCAUACAUAUGCAUUAGUGUGUAUGUGUAAAAUCUAUAAAAUGCCUUUAGAACUACAUGUAAGGCGCAUAUGCACAAUUGUAAAUAUAUCCUGACAAUAAUUUCAAUGGCAGGUCUGUGGAAGGAGAAUCAUUUUAAUCAGUUUAUUCACCUAUUUUUUGUUAAAAUCUAUUUAGCAUCUGAUGUCUUUAGGGCAUAUUUUAAGAGGCUUAUAUCUCAGCUAGAUCUUCAGAGAUGGAUAAGAUUUGAACAUAUGGUAUAUUGCAUUAUGUUAUGCUUGUGUAAGUAUUUGCCUUACUUUAUAAAUAUGAUCUGUUUGUGAAUCACACAUUUAAUUUUGUGUUUUUUCAAAUAUUCAGGAGUGCUUAUAUAGUUUUGCUGGCCAUUUGACCCUCACAGCUUUCUUAAUUACUAUUACUACUUUCUGCUUAGAACACUACUUUUAUUUUAAUGCUGAAUAACAAUUUCUUGAGUUAUAGAGUUACAGUUGCUAAGAUUAUUUUCAUGUUUGUGGUCCGUUCACGCUCUUCCCCAUAGGGAAAUAGAGAAUCAUCCUUCACAACCAAAACAAAGCUCUAGAAGUUGGGUAGCAAAUAUAGGAGCAGCCAAGGGCUAUUGUUUUCCCUGUAUCCCCUAACGUGUACAUGGAUACACACAAACUCACACAUAUAGAAUAGUGACAGUACAGCUUUGUGUAGCAGUUCUCAACUUUUAGUCUCAGAAUCCUUUAUAUUCUUAAAAAUUUAUUGAGGACCCCAAGGAACUUAAUAUUUAUUAAUAUAAAUUUAAAAUAGCAAUAGUCAACUUCAUUUUAUUUUAACAUAAAUAACACAUUAGGAAAAAAAAGCCUAUUUCCCUAAAUUAAAAAAAAAAACAUUUAGUUAGAAAAGUAGAAUUGUUUUAUACUUUUACAAAUCUGUUUAAUGACUGGCUCAAUAGAGGGCAGCUGGAGUCCCAUGUCUACUUCUUUACUGAGUCUGUUGUGUGUUGUUUUAGUUAAAUUAUAGGAGGAAAAUAUGUUCUCACACAGAUAUAUGGUUUGAGUAGAGAUGAGUAUUUAAUAGCCCUUUCAGUUAAUUAUGGUUAUUCUUUGAUAAUAUUUCAAAACUUAAGAAGUAUUAAUUUUUUAUAGGUUAAUGUAAAACCAGUAGAUCCUUCAUAAUCUACUAUACUUUAAAACCCAUUGGUUUAAUUUGCACCUUGAAUGGAUCUUUUACCAUGCAUGAUUUUUUUAAUAUUAUGCGUUGAUUAUUUGGAAAGUGUUGAUCCAGUUAGUCAAUGCAGAUCUACCAAUGUUGAUACAGUUUGCCAUGCAAUUUAAAAAAAAAAUCACAUUCAUUAAUAUGGUCACUGAUCUCCAGAGUCUCCCAGUAUAGUGAUAGUGUGGUUCUCAGUUUUCUAAAAUUCAAUUUCUUUUCCUUGAAAACUCAGAUUUUAUCAUUGUCAACAAAUUUACCAUCUUCAGUCCUUUUCCUUGAAGUAAAAGUAUCACUUUGUUCCCAGAUCAGAAUAACCAGUUUGUCUGUUGUUCAUUCAAAUAAAAGUGGUAUAUUAUUUGAAAAAACAAAACUGUUUUACCUCACAAUUCAAAUAACUGCAUGUUUUUCCUCAGAACAGCUACAUUUCUAUAUGCAGAAAAAGUGCUGUAUGCAAUACUUCAGUUUCAUCACAUAAAAUAUUGUGCUCAAGGGUUGAAGUUUCAUAAAAUUAAUAAUUUUUACUGUUUCAUCAAGGGUAUUCAUAAGUGAAGCUGGUUUAAAAAAUGUUUUCUUCACUGAGUUCCUGGCAGUGACAAGUAUUACAAUGACUUAUACCCUAGUGCUGCCACUGCCUUGAUCAUGUCAUGGUUCCAGCAGUUUUACCUACAGUCACUUUUGUACCAUCAGUAAAGCCGAUGUCAACAUAUUGGAAAGGGAAAAUCACAUCUUACUAGUAUUACUAAAAUACUUUUGAGGUCACAGACUCUUCACAUGGUUUUAUAGUUUUUCAAGGUCUGUGAACCAUAGUUUGAGAACUGCUCAUGUAGUGGUUUUAAGGCAUCGUGCACACUCAGAUGCAUCUGGCUCUGCCUAGCCAUAAGAUCUAGAGAUCGAGAACUAGUAAUUACUUCAGCUUUAUUUGUAAAGUGAAUUUAUAAUAGUGUGAUAUUAUACGGUUUGUGGGAGGGUAUGAGUUAAUAUAUAUAAGCUUUUAUACCACUGCCUGGCAUAGAGUAAGUCUAUGGGUUUGCAAAUUAUAUUUUCAUAUUUUACAGAUUUAUAUAGGUAUUCCAUUAAUUCUGGAUAUUUGGAAACUCCGGGUUCAUCUCACUGCUUUCAAAUCAGCUCAUACUUAAACCAAAUAGAUGACACAUUUUAGUUCUGAAGAUGCUCAGAGACAGUUCUUUAUGUAUUUUUUUGACAUUGGUUCAAUUUGAAGAGCGUUCUUUGGAUUGUUUGAUAGCAGUCAUGGAGGAGUAAAUGCUUCCAUUUAUAUGCUGUAAGUGGAUUCUCUUAAUAUCAGUUGAUCAGUGUGUGCUCUUGAGAUGAUUCCUUCUGCAUCUUAAGUGGCCUUAAGAGGUGUUUUCAGUGGUAUUAAAGGGGUUGGUGAAUUGUUUUGGCCUUCAGUGUUAAACAAUAGCACAACUCGGCUAGUCUUGUAGUUAAACGACCAUUUGUAUUGCUUUAUGUAGGCUUUUGCUUUCAGUUCAUAUAUUUUUUGCAACUUGGAUUUUACUUGAAAGUUGUUAGCUCUGUGACAUACUCAGAGUUUUGAUUCUGUCUUUCCUAUGGCCUUCACUCAGAGCUUUGUACUAAGAGGCUAAUUGUCAUCUUGGCUACACAAUGUAGGAGGAAAAUGUUGAGUCUCUGAAUAUAGUCAAAGUUAGUCUUUGCUUAAUUUAAAUUCAUCAUAUAUCCAGAAUAUACAAGCUAUUGAUUGCCUGUAUUUUUUUAAUACACUUGCUGUAACUUCUGAUUAAAUGUAAAAUUAGCUUAACUGUAUUUUUGAGGCCAACAGGACCCUUUAUGCUAAUGAUCAGUCACAUCAAAUGAAAUUAUUCUGUUAGAAUAGUAAAUAACAGUUACAUGAAUUUGUUUAGUAUCACUGAACAUGAGAUAGAGGAAAAUCAAUGGUGAAUUUUUUUGGGAACCAACCUCAAAAUUUGCCCCUUGCCAUUUUUUAAAGGAAAUAAUAUUGUAUCAUUUAUAUUCAAAUUUUAAAGAAAGUAAAAUCAAAUUAUUUCUUUGAAAAUUUUCAGUAUUUAUCGAAUUGCAUCUGUUUACAUAAAAGAGUAAUAAGUACAAUUUUUUCUGUCAUCUUUAUAACCAGAAACAAACAUUUGUUCUUUUCUUAUUCGAACUUUAAAUGAACUCUUAUAUAAAGUUCUAUUACGUCUCCUCUUACAAACUUAGUAUUCUUCUACAUAUCAUAAUACAAAGGAACUUUCUAUUUAAACAAGGCAACUUUGAUGUAAUUUGCUAAGACCCUACAAAAGGUCUGGAAUACUUUUAUAUUUUGUUUUAACCUCAUGUUUAUAAUUUGGUUUUUGGCGUUCUAUGAAACGCCUUUCACUCUAAGUUAGACUAGAUGAUAAUCACUCUUCUCAGUCUGGCCAAAAGGUAAUACUCAAUGCAGUGACACAUUCAAAAGGAAAAUGGAGAGAUUUCCAAGCAUUUAUAUCUUAGCUUGAUUUUUACUGAUGUAUGCCCUUUUUUGUAUUUUCUGCUGUUUGCUUUGAUUGAAAUUAAAGUUUCUUCGUAAACUCCAAGGACACAUAUGUAUUCUAUACCUGGGGUCCAAAAGUUUCCCAGUCAUUUGCUUAUACUAUGCUUCAAGACUUGUGUACACCUAAGCUCUUAAUCCUUUCCCCUGAGCCAUCUCCAAAAGCAAGCUUCAUAUUUGGUGAAGCAAGAAUUGUUUCUAAAGAUUGUCCUUGGAUUCAGAUGUAGAACAGGAAAAGAGUUUGCAAUUCUGGGAGUUCCCCAAGCUCCCACCGCCAAAACAACUGACGGUUUCUGGAGCCUGCAUAUGUCCCCCUCUUAACAGCACAGAGACACUCUUUUAAAACCUGAAUUAACAAAACAGAAAUGGAGAACAUUGUAAUAAAUGUGCAAUUUCUUAUGGUUUUUAGAUUUACUAGUAAUUUUAUUUAUUUUGAUAAAUAAAACACUACUCUUUCAGGCACAUAAAUAGUAGAAUGAAGAAACUUUUCUAACAGUAGGAUAUUUCCACUCAACUUCUUUAGUAUAUAUUAACCUUGUGUCUUUGACUAGUAGACAUCUUCCAAUAUUGUAAUUUAAGAAUUUACUUUUCAAAAAGUUACUGAAUAAAUGAAUAGCAGUUUUCUAUGUAAAGUCUAAAUCACAUUUUUAAAGGAUUAUAGGCUAAAUCUGUGUUCCUCCUUCCCAUUUACAUGCUUGUCCAUAAAACAGAUGUCAUACUGGCUAUGGAUAUCUUAUGCAUUCAGAGCCUGUAGAUUGCUGAAUGUUUGGCAAAGAUAAUUAUAUGCUUUGGCUUGGGAUUUGGAAACAGUAAACUUUUCCACUUUCCAUUAUGUAAAUUAGCAGUGGAAAUAGCUGUAUAUUUCUCUAUGAUGUUAUCUCGCUAAAUAUAGGUAAUGCAGAUUCAUUUCUAUUAGAAGGAAUAGUUUGCCAUAAAUUGAUGGUUCAGUUUUUGGUAUAACUUAGAUUUUAUAUUAACAUUUUUCAUUGUAUAGGAGUGUCUUUCAGUGAUUUAUUUUUUCUUCUAAACUUCUAUGGAUUUUUAGCCUCUAGCAAAAUUAAUCAGACUUCUUUAGUGACUUGUUUUAUAGGAUAUCUUUAUAUUAAUUUAUUGAAGUAUAGUUGAUUUAUAAUAUGCAGUUUCAUGUGUAUAGCAUAGUGAUUAUUUUUGCAGAUUAUACUCCAUUAUAGGUUAUUACAAGAUAAUGUCAGUAAUUCUCUGUGCUAUACAGUAUAUCCUAUUUUUUAAAAAAAAUCAUAUGAACACAAUAUAUUUGCAUUCAGAAAAACAUAAUCCCAAUUCAAGAAUUUCUAAUAGCCUGUGGUUAUCCUUACAAUAGAAGAGGUUUCUAUUUAAAAUCAGACAUUCAACAGUAUUCACUUACACUUUUAACAGAUAUUUAAAAUAUCUGUUUUAUCUUUGUGUCUCAAAUCUAGUUUUUAUAUAGAAGAUAAAAAAUUAAGAACCUUAUAGUAGAGAGGGAACUUAAAAUUCAUAACAGGUCAUUAUAAAACAGUGUCACAGAUAAAAUUCAGUUUUGAUGUAAUCAUUCAACAAAUAGUUCAUGAUCCACUACAGUGUACUUAGGCUUUGACCUUCCACGGCUUAGAGAGGGCCAGAGAAGAUAGCUCAGACGUUGUAUGCCCUGCCUAAAAUUAAAAAUUUAAGUUUUUGAUUUAUUAUUUUUUAAAACUAAACUGCAGACAUUAUUUGAAUUUUAUUUAUUUUUCUGCUAAUGUCCUUUUCUGUUACCAGAUCCAGUCCAAAAUCCCAUAAUGCAUUUAGUUCUGUGUCUCCUCAGCCUCCUCCAAUUUUCAAGAGUUCUUCUACCUCAUUUUGUCUUUCAUAACCUUGACACUUUUGAAGGGUUCUGUCAGGUGAGUGUAUGCUCCUUAGUUCUUUGUCUCCUCACAACAAAGAUUUGGAGCAACGGACGUUAAAGCCCCCUCGGCGUGUCACAGCUCUCGGGUCUUGGACAGACUGUGUUAUAGCUCUCUGGUCUCGAAUGGGCCGUGUUAUAGCUCUUAGAUAAAUCAGUGUUACAGCUCUAUUUUAUUUAGAAAAUAGCAGGAAAAUCCAUCUUGAGGCAUGAGGGCACAUUGAUCCAAAGACACGAAGAGAAGAGCGCCCCAGCCCGUGGGAGAGAGAGAGCGAGCCCUUUGGCUCCUCUUUUUAUGUUUUUUUCUUCCCCCUGGGCCUGCUCUAUGCAAAUUGGUCUUAGUCAAGAGUGCUGUCCUACCUGAAGUUCUCACUCUGGUCCUUGGACCUUCCUUUGACCUUCCUCUGUUCUAUUUUCAUGGGCUUUUCUCUUCCUUGUCUUUUAGCCACUGCCAUUUUGGACUCCUUUUCCCUAUUCUAACUACCUAACAGUUCUGAUAAACUGUUUUGUAAUGCCCCUCACUGUGGGUUUGUUUGAUGUUUUCUCAUAAGUAGCCAGAGGUUAUUCAUUUUAAGCAAGAGUAUCAAAAAGUGUCAUAUUAGGAGUACAGGAUACCCAUAGAUCUUUUUAUUGAUGGUACUAUCCCUAACUAUUUCGUCAAGGUGGUAUGGCCCAGGUUUUCUAUUAUAAAAUUACUAUUUUUCCUUUGUCAUUAAAAAAUAUCUUGGGGGCACCCUUUGGGACUGCAUAAAAAUUUUUUAAAAAAUUUUAAUGAGAGAGACCAUUGUGUUCUUUUUUUCUUGUUUUUGACUCUGUUUUUAACUGGAGGAUAAUUGUUUUACAAUGUUGUGUUGGUUUCUUCCAUAUAUCAACAUGAAUUCACUGUAUUCUUGCCUAAGGAAAAAAGAUUUAUUUUGCCCUGAUAUAUGUUGCUUCUGGAUCUCUUAUUUCUUUGUGAGCUUAUCUUAAUUCUUGGUACUGUUGAAAUGUGGACAAUCAAACCCAAACAAAAAUUUAAAACUUGCCAGCUUAAUUUUGAUGAAAAUAGAUAGUAAAUUACCUCAUUAAGUAUUUCCAUCUUGAGUUAAGCAAACUAGUUUAUAAAUUAUAUCCUACAUCCAGUUUAACAAAUAUUUGAAUACUGUAUUCAAAUUAUUUUAAUUAUAUUUAAGACAUAAUAUUUAAGGCAUUCAACUGAGAGUAUAUUAUUCUUAUUGAUUUAUGAUAGUGGAAUCUGGUGAACCUUCAGCAAAGGACUUAAGUUGAAUAUUGCUGAGGUACCAUUUUGUUUCAAAAUGAGGUACCAUUUUUGUUUCAAAAAUAAAUCCUACACUUUUGAAGUAAUCUAAUGUUCCUUGGUGGUUCUAGAAGACAAUGGACAGGAAGGAGAAAAGAAGUGAAUCUGAAACAAUCAGGCACAAAUAGCACAGAUUGUUUGCUGUGGGCUUACAUUGCAUUGUGUGGUAUGUUCUAUUUUUAGAUUUCACUUAACUGUUAUGUUUUUACUUUCAUUCAAUUGCUAAUCAAGAGUUUCCUCUGUGAAGAUGUUUUUGCUAUUCUUGGAACCACAUGGAGUUUUCCCUUUAAUAGUAAUACUGUUUGCUGUGGUCCCAGACAUGUGACCUUUAAAAAAAAAUAAGGCAAAUCAUCUUACUUUUAGUAUGUGGUCAGGAGUGAGUUGCCCAUUCACAUCAAGCCUAAUUUGAUGUGAGUUAGUACUAACCUUUGACAAAAUCCAUGGUUUAAAAUUUAGACUAGAAAGAGACCAUAAAUCUUACUGUUUAAAUCACCCAAAAGGGUAACUGUACUAUUUGUAACAUUUCUCCAGUCUUCUGUUCCCAAAUCUGUUAUUCUGUGAUGUAAAGCCUUGGUUGCUUUUCACUACUUUUAAAUUUGUUUGCAGAAGGUGGAGCCCAGAAAAUGUGCCCAUCAUUGAAUAUUCUAAGUUUAGCUAAGGAAAAGCAAGGCUGCUGUAAUGUUUCUAUUCUAAAAAAGUUGUAUUUAUCUGAGUUACAGGACUGGUUUACAUACAUGAGAAACUAAGAUUUUCCAUACACCAGGAAAAGUUUCAAAAGGAUGGCUUUUGUGCUUGCCACUUCAUCCCCACCAAAUGUUACAAACAAAUACUCAUGUCUGCAGUGGGCCAGUUGUGGGUGUACUUAAUUGCAGUUCUCAAGUCAUUCAAGCUCAAGACUUUUUCAGGUAAAAAUGAGAAAGCCUCAGAAAAUUUGUCUUUCCUCUGCACUUUUGGAAUGAGGUUUAGCUUUUAAGGUUUACAAUUUUUUUUAAUUUUUUUUUUUUUUUGUUUACAUAGAAGUAGAUAUAUCAGAGGCUCACUUUAUUUCAGGAGGGAAUUCUAAUACCUUUGGAGUAAAACAGCACCAUUAUAAUCUCUGUCAUAUGUAACUACAUUUUUGAUUGUUGGGACUGGUAUUUUAGAGAUGUUAAAAUCUUCAAUAGCUUACUUUAUUUUAGUUAACUUUUAAAAAGAACUUUGUACACUGAUAAGUUUUUAAUGUGACUCCAUUGCUUACUUUGGCUACUGAACUGCCAAAUUUGGUUUCAGAACUCAGGAGAUUUUAAUCAGUCUCUUUUUCAUAAGGAAACCAGAAAAGGUUUCAGUGAAGUCGUGUUUAAUGUUAGUCUUAUCUGUUACUGUAUAGCAAAACAGCUUGUGCCUAGACCAAUAAGAGAGAAAUCCAGGCUCAACAAAAUCCGUUUACCACUCUUUUCCAUGUUGGACAUUGAAAAAAAAACACAGAAACCCUGAAAACUGCUCACAGGGAUCUUUCUUAUUUAGUUUUACAACUUUACAACUUAUUUAGUGUGUAAUUUUGCUGAACUUGUUCCAAAAUAUAAAAUCUAAAGUAGUUGUUGCUGGUUCUAGGAACUCUUUUCCUUUCAAAGUAUUUUUGAAGUUGAAAACUUUUAAUAGUAUUUCCUUUGGAAGACAUUUUUAAUGUCAAAAGACAUUUUCUGUCUCUUUUGAGGUAUCAUUUCUAAAAAGUUGAAGUGUCUCUCAAAAAGCGCCUUACUAUGUUUUUCCUAGAGAUUCCUGAAUUAUGUACAUUUUGUUUCCUGAGUAGGAGAACUAUCUGUUCUAGAAGGACUAUUUUCAAUUUAUCAAAUGAUCAUUCUCUGCAAUUCUUAUUGGUCAUGUAAUUGAUUUAUUCCUGAGUAAUAUAAGUAACAUUACUUAUUUAGUCAAAGCUGUCUUAGUUUUUCUCUAAAUUAAGUACAGUGUUUUGGGUGGGUUUUAGAUUGACAGGAGGUUAACAUAUAUACAUACAUGUGUGCUUUUUAGCUUUAGUUCCUAAUUUAAUUAACCAAAGAUCCAGUGUCUUAUCAGAAGUAAAGUCAGGGCAGAAGCAGAUGUAACGUAUCUCAGCAUAGCUUCUUUUAGCUCAUAAUAGGAAUCAGCAGUUGCUGAUAACAAUGUACAUGCAAGGUAAUAUCCUUGAAUUAGGAAAAGUUCAUUUAUUUCUAUGUCACUACCCUUUUAGAUUCACUCUUCUAAAAGAACUAACGAUCUGGGAGCUAUUCCAUUUUCAUCACUAUUCCAGAAGAACUUAAACUGACCAUCUGUGGGCUUCCUUUUAAGGGAAUGUUUAUAAUUACCAGACUCCUGGUUCUUGAACCAAACUCAGUGUCAGCAAGGACAUUUUCUCAUUCAGAGGGCGGAAUCAGAGUUAAUACACAGGUGUCCUCUGUCUCUUUACUUACAAGUGUUCUGGAAGACCCACUUCCUCCUAAGUAUUAAACCUGAAAUUUAUAACUUUGAAUCUUAAAAUAACCUAGUAAGCUCUUGAUUUUUUGCAUCAAAGAAAAGGAAUAGAACUAUACUAAUCUAAACGGACCAAAUUUAUACAAUAAUUUGUUUCGGUUUAGAAUUUCUUUUAUACUCAGAUUUGAUGUGGUCAUAUGUGCCUAGGGUAUUUUUGAAAAAUAAUGAUUCAUAUUAUGAAAACUUGACUCAAGAAGAAAAGAAGCUACCUGGUCUCUCUCUUCUUCAAUAGGAAAAUAACCUUUCAAAAUAAUGCAA
This is a messenger RNA of Bubalus bubalis (water buffalo), 11735 nucleotides long. RefSeq names its product CWC27 spliceosome associated cyclophilin (gene CWC27). Lineage: Eukaryota; Metazoa; Chordata; Mammalia; Artiodactyla; Bovidae. The record is from RefSeq and is a predicted model, not a curated record. Gene Ontology annotation, biological process: protein peptidyl-prolyl isomerization; protein folding. Gene Ontology annotation, molecular function: peptidyl-prolyl cis-trans isomerase activity. Bases 335 to 1327 code for a protein of 330 amino acids. Gene Ontology annotation, cellular component: catalytic step 2 spliceosome. The transcript is spliced from 11 exons.